Molecule: messenger RNA, 2019 nt
Organism: Ostrea edulis (European flat oyster)
Lineage: Eukaryota; Metazoa; Mollusca; Bivalvia; Ostreida; Ostreidae
Exons: 3
Coding region: 1-1329 (442 amino acids)
Source: RefSeq, a predicted model, not a curated record
AUGAGAGAGUACAUUGAUGUUGCGCAAGAGUGCAAAAGAUAUCUGAAAACAGAUUAUACGGUAAUUUUGAUGAAAUAUCUUCCAAGGAGAUAUAGAGAGGACCAGAGCAAUUGGUUUGCCAAAAGAGGUCUGUCGUGGCACAUAGGGGUUGCUUUUAGAAGAAAGGAAACUAUAGAAAGUUUGGCUUUUGUUCACAUCUUCCGUGGUCAAAUUUCUCAAGACUCCAAUGCAACUAGUGCUGUUAUUCUUGAUAUAGUCAAAGAAAUCAAAGCAAGAAAUCAUAGUGUCAGCAAAGUUCAUUUAUGGUCUGACAAUGCAGGAUGCUACAAAAGUUCUGAAACAAUCACUGCUUUAUUCAGGAGUAGAGCCAUAGACACCUAUGACUUCUGUGAAGCCCAGAACGGAAAAGGGGCAUGUGACAGAACGGCUGCAACGAUCAAAUCCGGCAUCAGGAGAUAUGUGAACCAAGGGAAUGAUGUUUUGACUGCAGAGCAAAUGAAAACAGCUAUUGAGAACACUUCAAAAAAGGUUCAUUAUGUAGUAAAGGUUGUUGAGGUAGAUUCUGCUGCACCUGAUGUGAAAACCAAGAUUCAGAUUCCAUCAAUAUCAGCCAUGAAUAAUUUCAAGUUUGAGGAAAAUGGUAUCAGAGUUUGGAAACAUUACAAAAUUGGACCAGGCAAAUUCAUUCCUUAUUGUACAGAAGAAACAGUUGUGCCACCCUCACUUGAAGUGUUGGAAAAAGCAAGAGAUACUGUAGACUUCCAUGCACUUGUCCAAUCAUCUGUGCAAUCCGUAAAUCAACAGACUGAUGGAAUAUUUACUUGUUCGAAUGAUGGCUGCAUGUCUUCAUUCAAUUCUCACCAAGAACUGCAUAAUCAUGCCAUUUUGGAUGAGUGCAAUGUGCAAUCAGAGAAGAUAAAGAAAUCAGAUGUUUUAAAAACACAGUAUAUUAAAAAAUUGUCUGAGACACAGGUUACAUCCAAAGAAGUUACAUUAUCUGGUAACUGCUCCGAAAUAGAAAGUAGACAAACUCUCUCUCAAGGAUGGGGCAUUAAACUGGAAAGGAAAAACAGGAGAUUCACUGAAAACCAAAAGAGUUUUUUGAUUGAGAGGUUUAACAUUGGAAUUCAGACAGGACGUAAAGAAGAUCCUGAGAACGUAUCAUUGUUAAUGCGGAGCAUAAAGAAAUUUGAUGGCUCAAGGCGCUUUGUUUUAACAGAGUUCUUAAGCUCACAGCAGAUUGCUAGUUUUUUUUCUAGACAUUGUCGAAAAAAUGAGGCUUUAAGAGAACAGACCAUUUCUGACCUUGAGAAUACUUUACUCAGUUAGCCUGUACAUCAUUUUGCAUUUUAUGGUCAACUUAAUCAGUAUCCAUACCCCCCCCCCCCUCCCACAACUGCAAAGUUGGGAAGUGCAUAUAUCAAUUUUUGUCUUACUGUCUGUCCUAUACAAUUCUGUAUGACUGUAUCAGCAAGUUAUUUAUUAGAUAUAACUUUUGUGUUUUUGAAAAUGUAUUUUUAUGAACUUGUAUUGUUUUGAGCAUCAACCAAAUAAUGAAAAUUUGAAACUUGUACAUGUAGGCUUGACUUAAGGAGGAAUGCUACACAAGGAAAAUUUGUUAUGGAUGAAAAGUGGAGGAUAUGUACAUUGAAAACGUUCAAAUUUAGUUGUUUUAGUAAAUAAAAAUGUAGAUUCAAUAGAAAGCAAUUUGAACAAAAUUUAAAACCCCUGCUGGACUUGAACCCGUGAUCUACAGUUCUGCUGUCUACGUGCGAACUUACCUAUCUACUCAGCUAGGCAAUAACUUUUGAAAUUAUUAGACAAAUAUUGCUGAUAUUUAUAUUUUCAUCCAUGUUUUAAAAAAUAAGUCAACCAUAUUGAGUACCUCCUUAAAGUAUAAUGGAAGGAAGUUACUCAAAUUCAAGCUUUUGUACUUUGUAGAAUCAUACGUUUACUUAUCUAAAAAUGUCAAGAUAUGGAGGAUUGGGUAAAAAGAGAUUAACCCACUGUCUAAGAAAA